AUGCUGACCCUUCGACCCCCUCUCCUCCUGACCCUGCUGCAAUUAAUAGUACUUACGUAUUUAAGUGAUGGCAAGUACUAUGGGCACAAUCAACAACACCCUCAAGCAUACCAGCAGCAGAUGCAAAUGCAACACUUGCAACACAUGGGCAUGGGUAAUGAAGGCUACCCGCAACAACAAUACAUUGGCAAAAAUAUGCCCUAUAUGCAUUAUCCCCACUAUAGAAAGGAACUUCCCCAGAUGCCCGUGAUGAAAGGCAAUGAGAAGGCUCGCAAAGGGGGUGGCUAUAAUGGUGGCCAAGACAAAGGCCAGACAAUCCCAAGUGGUGCUGAAGGAAUUCCCCAUGCACAACCUGGUCCAGUUGGGCCACCUGGGCCAGAAGGACCUGUAGGUCCCCCUGGGCCUCCAGGCAAUGGCCAACCUGGACCAGCGGGGCUACCUGGACCUCCCGGUCAACCAGGAGUGCCGGGAAUGGGUAAACCAGGCUUACCAGGACCGCCAGGCAGACCAGGAGGACUCGGUCAGCUUGGACCACAAGGAGAAAUGGGACCUCGUGGUAGUCCGGGGCCUUUAGGACAACCAGGACGUCAAGGUCCGCCAGGACCACCCGGGCUUCCAGGAAUUGGUAAAGCAGGUGGCCAAGGACUGCCGGGUCAACCAGGGAUGAAAGGAGAGCCAGGUCACAAAGGAUUGCCUGGACUUCCUGGAUUACAAGGACCCAAAGGCGAUAAAGGAAUGGGACAGCCGGGGCAACCGGGUCACAAAGGUCUGCCGGGACCCCAAGGACCUGCUGGACCAAGAGGAUUACCUGGUUUUGGAAAACCAGGAUUAAACGGAAUGCCAGGCCCACAAGGACCUCCUGGAGAGAAGGGACAUCCAGGACUUAAGGGACUAAAUGGCCAACCAGGGGAACGAGGACCUCCCGGAUUGUCAGGUCUUCCUGGACAAGGAAAACCUGGUCAAAAUGGACAACCCGGACAGCCCGGAAUGCCAGGUGGGAAAGGUCACCCAGGGCCCCCUGGUUUACCAGGAAAGCCAGGACUACCUGGUUUUGGGAAACCAGGCCUUCAAGGACCAAAGGGUGAUAAAGGUCUUAAUGGGCCAUCUGGACCGCUAGGACCAAAGGGAGAUAAAGGCCACACGGGAUUGCCUGGAAUGACGGGACCUGCCGGGCCAAGUGGUCAGCCGGGCCCUCCAGGACCGAAGGGACCAUCAGGGGGCGUAGGCUUACCAGGUCCAAAAGGAGAAUGUGGAGAAGGUGGACCUAAAGGGAUCGACGGCAUUCGGGGUGACUCCGGUACACCCGGAUUGCCUGGCACUGAUGGUUUGCCUGGAGAACGUGGAACUCCAGGGCUGAGAGGUCCACAAGGACCAAGUGGUCCUAAAGGUGAAAGUGGACAUAAAGGCCUCCCGGGCACGCAAGGUCCAGCAGGACUUCCUGGACCGAAGGGAGAAGGUGGAUUUCCUGGUGAAAUAGGACCUCAAGGUCCGAAAGGAAUCCCUGGCAUGGAUGGUGUAGCAGGCCCUAUGGGACCACCUGGACUUCAAGGACCAAAAGGAGACUUUGGCAUUCCUGGUCCACCUGGAAUUGCCGGCGAGGGAAUUCCAGGUCAUCCCGGUCCUAUUGGACCUCGGGGGAAAGAAGGACCAGCAGGACCCCCGGGACAGAGCGGACCACCUGGACCCCCUGGCCCGCCAGGAGAACCUGGUGUGUCUCCUGACUUGGCUGGUGUGCUUUCCGAAAUGGGCCCUGGACUGGAUGGCGAGAAGGCUGGUGGCUAUGGUAAAAAGGGCAAAUAUGGAGGAAACAGCGCAGAAAUCAUGGGACUCAGCGGCUUGGAAAUGCCAGCGUUCACAGCAAUAGCCUCAGCUCCAUUCCCACCUGUGGGCACACCGGUUGUUUUCGAGAAGCCUCUGUACAACGGUCGCCAAAACUUCAACCCCGAAACAGGAAUUUUCACCUGCGAAGUCCCGGGCAUUUACUACUUUGCCUACCACAUUCAUUGCAAAGGAGCAAACGUGUGGGUGAGCCUGAUGAGGAACAAUGAGCCGGUGAUGUAUACAUACGACGAAUACAAAAAGGGAUACUUAGAUCAAGCAUCGGGAAGUGCGGUCUUACCUUUACAACAAGGGGACACUGUUUACAUUCAGCUACCAUCAGACCAGGCUGCAGGACUUUACGCUGGGGAAUUUGUGCAUUCAUCCUUCUCCGGAUUUCUCCUGUAUCCACUCUAA
Corythoichthys intestinalis (scribbled pipefish) is the source of this 2235-nucleotide messenger RNA. RefSeq names its product collagen, type VIII, alpha 1a (gene col8a1a). The transcript is spliced from 2 exons. Bases 1 to 2235 code for a protein of 744 amino acids. The record is from RefSeq and is a predicted model, not a curated record. Lineage: Eukaryota; Metazoa; Chordata; Actinopteri; Syngnathiformes; Syngnathidae. Gene Ontology annotation, molecular function: protein binding.